Molecule: messenger RNA, 606 nt
Organism: Exserohilum turcica Et28A
Lineage: Eukaryota; Fungi; Ascomycota; Dothideomycetes; Pleosporales; Pleosporaceae
Exons: 1
Coding region: 1-606 (201 amino acids)
Source: RefSeq, a predicted model, not a curated record
AUGUCCCCGUCAGCCGUGCCGGGCGCGACGAGCGGUGCCCACACCAAUUGCAAAACAGCAACGACAUGCAAGACGUCUACGAUCAACAACAACAACAGCAGCAGCAGUAGCGGCGCCUCAGACAUCCCCGCCUGGGUCCAGCCCGAUCUCACCCGCCUCCUACGCGUAGAACACCACCCCGGCUCCUUCACCAGCCGCUCCGUCUCGCUCGUGACGCUCCCGCCCGGCGCCCUCUUCGCCCGCAUCACCAACCCGACGCCCGCGCCCGUCGCCUACUCGUCGGUCCAAGCCUCGCGCGACCUGCACAUCGAACUCAACUGCGACCUCGUCUACAUCAACCACAGCUGCAGUCCCAGCCUCGUCUUCGACAUGGCCCGCUGGGAAGUCCGCGUUAGCGACCGCGGGCCUGGCCUCACGCCCGGCGACGAACUCACGUUCUUCUACCCCAGCACAGAGUGGAGUAUGGCCCAGCCGUUUGAGUGUCUGUGCAAGACGAGCCAGUGCAAAGGCACCAUUACCGGCGCCCGUGAUAUGCCGCUUGAGACGCUGAGCAAGUAUUGGCUCAAUAGCCAUAUUGAGGAUUUGUUGGCUGAGAAGGCGGGUUGA